GGGCGCUAUUAGCGUGAAAGGCCACGCUCUCAAACAACUCAAAUUGAAACGGAGCCAUUGUGCUCGCACUGAUUAUUUAUCAGGGCGAUAUUAGCGUGAAAGGCCACGCUCUCAAACAACUCAAAUUGAAACGGAGCCAUUGUGCUCGCACUGAUUAUUUAUCAGGGCGCUAUUAGCGUGAAAGGCCACGCUCUCAAAUUGAACCUUGCCAUUGUGCAGGUAAAAAUUGAACCUUGCCAUUGUGCAGGUAAAAAGCAGCCCAUUGCCAUUGUGCUGGGAUUAUUGAGACUUUGCCAUUGUGCAAUUGUAAAAGAAUUACAAAUACAAACUUUCAAAGACAAAUACUGAAAGUACAGUACACUACUACACUACUUAUUGACAAUUACUGCUGUGUAAACAAAAGUAUUUUAUUUCAAACAGUGAGAAUAUAGAAAUAUGGGUGUGUCAAUUGAGAUAUACAGAAUAAGAAUUGGUUCACAUAACAACUUUGUGCAAGGAAGACAGUCCAUGAAUCAAAUGAAAGGUAAAUUUUGGAAUCAUAUGUUAGUAAUGUUCUACUUAGAAAUAUUUUAUUUACCAUGCUUGAAAAAUCUAGUUACAAAGAUUGAAAGUAAUAAUGAAGUUUGCAUGUGGUAUACACAGAUGGUAUCUUAUCAUGUUUACGUACCAUUGCUAUUGAGGCUUGCAAAUGAUGUGGAGGAAAACCCAGGCCCAAUUAAUAUCUAUGAUAUUGUUGAUCAUAGUUUUACGGUUCGAGCAGACUUCAACCAAGGUAAUAUAUCCAUGUUUGGCAUAAAUGCUGGAAAACAAUGUGUUGCCAUGUCAAUUUAUGCUAUUGUAUACAAUGAAAUAAAAUCUGUUAAUAUUUGGGAUACACAAAUGAUGAACAUGCUUCUCAUUAAUGCAAACAAUCUUUACGCCAUAAUUAGUCAGCAUAUUCAGAAAGAUUUCUUAUUGCUCACUGAUGUUCCUGAAAUAUUGUCUAUCAACAAUGAUACUUUUAAUUUGGAGUACAGUGACUCUUUUUCUGGAGCUUUAUGGAUGGCUCGCAACAAUGAACCGUAUGUUACACUUGAACAUGCCUUUCAUGAAGUAUUUGAUACUGGUAAUUAUAAAGCAUGCCUACUUACUAUUCAAGCAAACACUGUUGCAGUUUUAAUGCCUUUCCCAGAUGUAUUCAAAGUUUUUGAUUCUCAUUCACGAGAUAUGCAUGGAAUGCCAGCAGCAAUGGGUUAUAGUGUUUUAGUUUCUAUUGAAGGAAUUCAAAACCUUGUACAUUUUUUUCAUAGUUGUAACUAUCCUGGACAAAAUAGUCUAUUUGAAUUAAAGGGUGUUACAUGUCAUAGAAACAUUUCAUUGUCAAAUAGUUUGGAUAACGCAGCUAAUGACACAACAUCAAAUAACCAUGAACAACAAAGAAAACAACAAGAGUCUGUUGUAGAAAAAGAAAAUGGACUAAUUGCGAAGCGAAAGGAAAAAAGACAACAAGAGUCUGUUGUAGAGAGGGAAAACAGACUUGCAAAGCAAAGAGAGAAAAGAAAACAGGCAAAACAACAAGAAACUGUUUUAGAGAGGGAAAAUAGACUUGCAAAUCGAAGAGAGAAAAAAAAACAAGCAAAACAACAAGAACCGGUUGUAGAAAGAGAAAACAGACUUGCAAAGCUAAGAGAGAAGCAAAGAGAGAAAAGACAGCAAGAAACUGUUUCAGAGAGGGAAAAUAGACUUGCAAAGCAAAGAGAGAAAAGAAAACAGGCAAAACAACAAGAAACUGUUUCAGAGAGGGAAAGUAGGCUUCAAAACCAGCGAAAAGCAAGAAGGUUGAAAAGGCAAAAUGAAACUGUUGAACAAAAAGAGCAAAGAUUAGCAAAAGUAAGAGCUAAUUAUAAGGAAAAUAAAAGUAGACGUUCUGAAGAAAACAAACAAUGUCCUCUAUCAAGUUCUCAAGGGCAUCUCAAUAAUGAUAACAGUGUAUCACAUAAUAGUGUAUCACAAUUGAUACAUAAAUUCCAUAAAUCUGUAUCAACAGGUCCUCUGUAUAUAUGUUCAUGCUGUGAUCAAUUAUGGUAUAAACAUAGUGUUUGUCCAGCCGACAGACUUCGAUUAUCCAAUCCUAAUUCUACUAAACAUUUACAAGGCAUUAAAAGUGUGGAUAAUAUUGAAUGGCUGUGUUUGACAUGUGACAAACAUCUUAAAAAGGGUAAAGUGCCACCUUCUGCAAUUACAAAUGGCAUGAAGUUUCCAACAAAACCUGACUUCUUUGAUUUAAAUGAAUUAGAAUGCAGGCUUAUAGCUCCAAGAUUGGCAUUUCAAAAAAUAAUGCAAGCUCCGAGAGGACGGCAACUUAAAAUUACUGGUAAUGUUGUGAAUGUACCAGCAGACAUAUGUAAUACCGUUAACAUGCUACCCAGGUUACCACAAGAUACUGGGACUAUUAAAGUUCAAUUAAAACGUCGACUGCAAUAUAAGAGUUCUGCCUUGUCUUUGAAUGUAAGACCGAACAAAGUGAUGCAAGCUGCAGCUUGGUUGGUAAAUACUAGUGAACUAUAUCGAGAACAAGGAAUAACUUUUGAUCAGCAUUGGUUAUCGUACUUUGAUGUUACAACACCUAGUGACAAUGAAAAUACUACAGUUGAUCAAAGUAAUUCGACAUCUUCAGAAGAUGAAUGGAGUGAAGAUGAAUGGAGUGAAGACGAAGCAGAAAUUCCUGCAGGUGUAACAGACAGUAUGCUUACACCUACUGAUUUUGUAGACGAUACUGAAAGACAACAUAUAUACAAUGUUGCACCUGGUGAAGGUAGUAGACCACUUAGUAUAUUUAGAGAUCAGUAUUCAGAGGAACUAGCUUAUCCGGGAAUAUUCCUAGGUCAAAGGCGACCAGAUGAGAAGCAAAGAUUGACUCGUGUUUACUACAGUGAAAUAUGCAAAUCUGAACUAAGACGGUCUGAUAGAAGAGCUGCAAUGUGUAUUGAGAACAUAUUUUUUAAAACUAAAAAAAUGCAGAUGAAAUUAUUGCUAGGGCAAUCUCAACUUGCUAUUCGCAAGUGUAAAAUGGGAAACAGAACACUUACUGCUGGUGAGUUAAAAACACCGGAAGGUUUAACAAAUCUCAUUUGCCAUGAUGAAGGAUACAAAUUUUUAAGAGCUUUGAGAGGUUCCCCACCUUAUUUUGAAAAAGCCAAAAAAGAUUUGUUUGCUAUGAUUCGGCAGUUAGGACCUGCAUCAUUAUUUUGUAGUUUUUCAUCUGCUGAAACAAAAUGGAAUCAUUUACUAAGAAUCCUUGGUAAGCUUGUUGAUCACAAAGAUUAUAGUGAUGAAGAAUUAGAUCAUUUAAAUUGGGAUGAAAAAUGUAGACUAAAGCCGCGUUCACACCAGCGGCCCAGGCCUGGCCUGGACCUGGCCUUGACCUGGCCUGGGCCAAUUGUGACGCAUUCACACUGGCUUGACGCCCAACUCCAGGCCAAAGCAAUCAGGCGUCAAUAUAAACGUCCUUGUGUUCCACUAAAGUAUUUAAUUUCGCGUUUUGAAUGUUUUUCCCUCCAAUUGUAUGACAAUCAUCUGACCAGUUUUUAUCGUGGGCAGAUAUUGCGAUGGUAACGGGGCCUCGCCCAGGCCAGGCUCAGGAAAAACCCGUUCACACCAGUGAUGAUCGAGGCGCAGGCCAGGCCAAGGCCAGGUCCAGGCCACCUACAUUUGCUGGCCUGGAUUUCUUGACUUAGGCCAGGCCUAGGCCAGGCUCAGGCCAGGUAAAACCCGUUCACACCUAGACCCAGGCCAGGUCCAGGCCAGGCCUGGGCCGCUAGUGUGAACGCGGCUUAAUUCAAAGUGACCCAGUAACUUGUGCAAGGCAUUUUGGUUACCAAUUUAAUGCUUUCUUAAAAUAUUUUUUAAUGAGUGAAAUUGCCCCAUUAGGGAAACUAAAAGAUUGGUUUUACAGGGUUGAAUACCAACAGAGAGGCUCGCCUCACAUCCAUAUGCUCAUAUGGCUUGAAAAUGCACCUGUAUUUGGUGUUGAUAAAGAUGAAGAUGUAAUUAAUUUCAUUGACCAAAGCCUGAUAAUGACAGAGAGCCUGAUAAUGACACUGAAUUAUUUGAUCUUGUAAACAGACAAACUCAUAGACAUUCUCACACACGCCGAAAAAACUCCAAAAAACUUUGUAGAUUUAAUUAUCCUCAGCCACCCAUGAGAUCAACACAGAUACUUCAUCCACUUGAUGACAAUGCUUCUGACACUACCAUAAGAGCCAGAAAAGAGUUGUGGAAAAAUAUUAAGAAUAAACUAAAUGAUUUAAAAGAGGGAGAAGAUGUAACAUUUGAUCAACUUCUGAAAGAACUACAUGUUUCCAAAUAUCAAUAUAUUCUUGCGAUUCGAUCAUCACUAAAUUGUCCAACAAUAUUUCUAAAAAAAGAAGUCCCAAUGAAUUAAGGAUUAAUAAUUAUAAUCCUGCUUGCCUUCAAGCAUGGAGAGCUAACAUGGACAUUCAAUUUGUACUGGAUGUAUAUGCCUGUGCAAUGUAUAUUGUUUCCUAUAUUUCUAAGGCUCAAAAAGGAAUGAGUGACUUGUUACGUAACGCAUGUGCUGAAGCUAAGGAAGGUAAUUCCACCAUCAAACAACAGGUUCGUGACAUUGGCAACAAGUUUUUAAACUCUUAA
Molecule: messenger RNA, 4650 nt
Organism: Paramuricea clavata
Lineage: Eukaryota; Metazoa; Cnidaria; Anthozoa; Malacalcyonacea; Plexauridae
Source: the annotation of a GenBank genome assembly